AUGUCCACAAAUCCACAGGAAAGCGUCUACAUUGAAUUCCUCAACUACGACUGGGAUCAGUCGGCAGAUUUCCAGAAAUAUUUGAAGGAAUUGGGACAAGCAGAGGUUCCUAGUUCAGAUACUACGCAGCUUUUGGACCAGGCUAAAUCAUUCUUCUUUUGUCAAGAAACGGGCCAUAUUUUGAGUCUAGAUGAGUACGAAGAGUGGAAGUUGCAUAAUGGGGAUAAAUAUGACGAGAAAGCCAAAAUUAUUGAACUUGAUGCUGGGGCUGACUCUGGAGCUGAAACGGGAGCUAACACGGGGGCUCUGACUGAAACUGGAGCUGUUGAAUCGGGCGGUGAUAUCGGCACGGAAAUUGAAAAACGUUCAAACGCACAGCAAAUUGAAGAUGAUGCACCUUAUUCGUCCAAUUACCACAAUUUAAUAGAGCUAAUCAUGACGGGGCAACCAGUGCCGGGAGUCAAGGAGAUACCAGACACAGUGUUGAAAGAUCAAGGAUCAAGUUCAGUCAAGCCGCAAAGGAGCAAGCCGUGGGAGUUGCAUGCACUGACAGACGAUCUGGCCACUACUACUACUACUAUCACCACCACCACCACCUCAACUACAUGA
This is a messenger RNA of Lodderomyces beijingensis, 609 nucleotides long. Lineage: Eukaryota; Fungi; Ascomycota; Pichiomycetes; Serinales; Debaryomycetaceae. The record is from the annotation of a GenBank genome assembly.